Molecule: messenger RNA, 1347 nt
Organism: Rubroshorea leprosula
Lineage: Eukaryota; Viridiplantae; Streptophyta; Magnoliopsida; Malvales; Dipterocarpaceae
Source: the annotation of a GenBank genome assembly
AUCCUCAGCUGCUCCUACUGAAAACGAUGGCCGCGAUCGGUUCCCACUGCGGUUUCCGGUCAGAGAAAAUUCCUCUCUCAGCCCCUUCUACCUCCUUCUCCGGUGCCAGUAUCCGAUUUCCUCGUCUUCCGGUGGCUUCUUCUCCUAGAUUUCCUGUUAUCCGUCGAAGCAUCUCCUGCCAGGCAUCUUCAGCUACGUCACUUUCGUCUUCCGUCAGUGCAAAAUCAGAGAUGAAGGAUUUUCUGCACAUUGAUGACUUUGACAAAGCCACAAUAAUGAAGAUAUUAGAUAGGGCUGCAGAGGUUAAAGCACUUCUAAAAUCAGGAGACAGGACAUUUCUUCCUUUUAAAGGGAAGACAAUGGCAAUGAUCUUUGCAAAGCCCUCUAUGAGGACAAGGGUUUCAUUUGAAACGGGGUUUUCCUUACUUGGAGGCCAUGCUAUCUAUUUAGGACCUGAUGAUAUCCAGAUGGGUAAGAGGGAGGAGACUCGAGAUGUAGCCCGAGUUUUAUCUUGCUACAAUGACAUUAUCAUGGCAAGGGUCUUUGGUCAUCAGGACAUUCUUGAUCUGGCUAAAUAUUCAACUGUACCUGUUGUUAAUGGCUUGACAGACUACAACCACCCUUGUCAAAUAAUGGCUGACGCCCUCACAAUUAUUGAACACAUUGGUCAUUUGGAAGGAACCAAGGUUGUCUAUGUUGGAGAUGGAAAUAACAUUGUCCAUUCCUGGUUGUUGUUGGCAUCAGUUAUUCCUUUCCACUUUGUCUGUGCCUGCCCUAAAGGUUUUGAACCAGACAAAGAGACAGUGAAGAAGGCACAGGACGCUGGUAUUAGCAAGAUUGAGAUCACAAAUGAUCCAAAAGAAGCAGUCAGAGGAGCUGAUGUUGUUUACUCAGAUGUGUGGGCUAGCAUGGGCCAAAAGGAAGAGGCUGCAUAUCGCCGUCAAGUGUUUCAAGGAUUUCAGGUGGAUGAAACUCUCAUGAAGUUAGCUGGCCCAAAAGCUUAUUUCAUGCAUUGUUUGCCAGCAGAAAGAGGAGUAGAGGUGACUGAUGGUGUUAUUGAGGCUCCAAACUCCAUUGUCUUCCCACAAGCUGGAAACCGCAUGCACGCUCAGAAUGCCAUAAUGCUUCAUCUACUUGGCUUAUGAUUACACCAGCGUCCUACAAUAUCCUAAUUUUUGGUACUUCAGUAUUCAAAUAAUUAGCAUUUUGGAUAUGUUUGCAACUCUUAUUUCAGAGUCGAUAGAUUUCGGUUAACUUUUGUAAGUUGAGAUGAAUGUGGAAACCUAUAGUGUUUUGGUUAAAUGUACAUUGUAUCAACAUCUUCUUAGCACAAUACUUGAUUAUUUG